This is a messenger RNA of Tuber aestivum (summer truffle), 2729 nucleotides long. NCBI's taxonomy places the organism in Eukaryota, Fungi, Ascomycota, Pezizomycetes, Pezizales, Tuberaceae. The record is from the annotation of a GenBank genome assembly.
AUGGCUAUCAAUACAAAUAAUCAAGCAAGCCCUUCUCACGAAAUCCCCUCCCAAAAUCUCCGCUCGAUCAACAUCCAAGACCUCUGGUCUCACGACAAACGCCGCGUUAACAGGUCCGGCCGCAGGGGAUUAGUCUAUGGUUCUUCCCCAUUGAGGCCUGGUAGGAGCAGCCCGGAAAUACCUACAUCCUCCAUUGGAUAUUGGAUUGAAGGGACUAAUGAAGUGGAAGUAGUUAUUGAAGGGACUACCCAAAAUGGGACUGGUACUCCAGGGACCGGAGAUUUUAGCCAUAAUUCUUUCAUUGCCGUUUAUCGCGGACUGGAUUGGAGGGAUUCUCUUGCGAUGCUCAAUUGGAGAUUGCAAGGGGUGUACGCGGAAAGGGAUGAAUCAUCUACAAUUGCCACUAAUACUACAUUCUCUUCUAUUCAAUCCGACGCUAUGGCGAGUGGCAUUCCAGAGGACAUUGUUGAAGAGACAAUCGCCGAAGAGGCAGUUGGAAAGAAGGCUAUCAGUUCUCUGGAACUUGAACCUUGCUAUUCGAUUCUCCCCUCUGUUAGCCUAAACGACAAGGACCGCGACUCAGAGGGUAUUAAUUCCCAGAAACCUAACGUAUCUAUUCCCACCAUAGAGAACCCCACUUCAGAGCCUGCCUCUUCAGCCCCUCAUCCAGAGAAUAUCUACCACGGACUGAGUUGGGCAGAACGUCUUAAAGUGUUGAACCAAAACCUCCGGGAGGCCUACAAGAAUGACGCAGGGAAUAUCAACACCUCCGCGAAUAAGGCCCGCCCACAAAUAAAUUUUUACGCAGAAGAUCCACCAAUACUCCCUCGCUCGUACCCCCCCGGACUAUUUAUCCCGCCAGUUCCCCCUCCACCCACCCCUAUGACACAGGGGUCGUCACUGGGGUGCCAACAACAGGUGUGCCCAACAUACGAGCCCAAUUGGGGUCCUUACCCGUACUUCUCAGAGCAAAAACCACAGAUACCGCAUCAUCUGUUCUGCCCAUCCGCUUCUCAUGCAGCCACCUGCGGUGGGAUUUUUGUCGAUCCUAGGGCGGUAGCCGCGAUCGAUCACGUAGUGUAUAAUUCUGCUAUGGUGAUGUUUGAAAACUUUCGGCGGCAGUACCUGGCAAUGGAAGGGAAGUCGAAUGUUGGUUGGUGGCCUGUACACGGUAGCGGGUUGGAUGCUAGGGGCGCUACCCAUUCACCUGCUUGGGCGGUCAAUGGCCCCGGAGUUUCCGGCGAUAGUUCGGCGGAAGGGGAAGCCACCAGAGGGAUGGGAGAGGAGCCUCGUGAUGAGAGUUAUGGGGAAGCUAACAAAGAAGCAAAAGUUGGAGCACAGAAUACUACCGCGACCGGUACCAAUGCCCAGACCAUCAUCCCAAGAUUAAGUGUGCGGGACUCUAGCAUUCAGGUCUGCCCUGAGCCCGCCCAGGAUCAAUUGAUUGUUACAGAGACCUCAACUGCUAGUUCCCAGACUGAAGCCAUCGAAAUAGCUUCUACUCGGAGUUUCGGAGUGCAAACCGAAGAUCCUGAAGUCACUGCUACAAGCGAAACUAUUAGCUCUUCUGCCCAGAUUACUUCUACUAAAAUUAGCAGCAUAGAUAUAUCUACCGAUGUAGAAGACCUCCCAGCGCAAACCCAUUCCGCACCCGAAACACAACCCCAACCACCCGCCACCAGAAAACACAAACACAGGAAGAAGAACAAGGCAAAGAUGAACAUAUCUAACACUGAGCCACACCCACACCCACAACCGCCACCGCCACAACCUCAUUUUUCCACUCUCCCUUGCGAAUCCCCUGGUACCCUUGAACAAACCACCGCCUCCAUUGCCAUAGAGAAAGUUAAAGUAUGACUUACACCAAUCCAGACACCACAGUUACAACACACUAACCUCUACAGACACCACUAGAGCCACUCAUUCAUCAGAUCCCCAUUCCCGUCAUCAUUGAACAGGAUGGGGAACUAGUGACCGCAUCGCUCAAGCAAAAGGCUCCAGAAGCCAUCACACAUCCUGAUUGGUUCAAAGCGAUUAUGUUCUGCUCGCUCCUUUUCCUCGCCCUAGAUCUUGCGUUCCAACCGGAGGGGGAUACUUGAGCCGUUUGUCCCCCUCGCAGCCAAAUCCGAGGUUAAGAAUAAGAAGGGAAGGGGGGGAGUAAAGCGAGAGGCGAGGGGAGCGAACAAUGGAAUGGAUGGAUAGAUAGGUAGAGGAGGUAACGGAGGGGAAGCGGCCGCUACUCGAACCGGGGGGAUAUUCCGUUUGCUCUCAAGUCUUUGUGCUUUUACUUCCUUUCCAUUCUUACUUUACACAUUUGCCAAAUUAAUUAGCACUUCUUUUUUUUUCUUUUUUUCUUUUCAUCUUUCUUAUCUUUCUCAUAUUUUUAAUCUUUUCCCUCGAACGACUUAUUGCCUGGACAGUUACCGUAGCAGUUAUCGUAAGAGUUUGGUUAGGAUACAGGUAGACUGUUGUUGGAGAGUGGGUGGCUCAGGAGAUGAGAAUAGUACAGCAGAUGAUUCGGAGACAUUGACCGCGAGCUUUAGGAUAGUUAUGUUACUAUAGUACUUCUUUUUUCUUUCUUUUUUUUCUUUGCCUCCCUGCCUCUUAUGUUUGAUUUUCACAUUUGCAAUCAUUUCGUAUUGGUAGUAUGAUACAAAGGAUUGCUCGACAAAAUCCGCCGAGCAUAAAACAAUGUAAGCGAAUAGGCUUCAAUAAACUUCAUUCUAGCG